Messenger RNA from Sitodiplosis mosellana (orange wheat blossom midge), 7902 nucleotides. Its product is annotated as Krueppel-like factor luna. Gene Ontology annotation, biological process: regulation of transcription by RNA polymerase II. The record is from RefSeq and is a predicted model, not a curated record. The coding region runs from base 2442 to 3617 and encodes 391 amino acids. The transcript is spliced from 5 exons. Gene Ontology annotation, molecular function: DNA-binding transcription factor activity, RNA polymerase II-specific; RNA polymerase II cis-regulatory region sequence-specific DNA binding. NCBI's taxonomy places the organism in Eukaryota, Metazoa, Arthropoda, Insecta, Diptera, Cecidomyiidae.
CAUCGUAGAAACAUUCAUUGAUUCUAAAUGCGUGUGUCGUAUUAUCUCAACAGCAAUUUUUUUGAGAGAAAAAAAAAUCAUCCAACCAACUGAGAUUUAUCUGAAUGAGCUAACAACUUUCGUAGCCCAUCAGUAAAUUCGGAAUAUUUCCGAUUUUUUUUUAUUCGACGACCAAAUUCGAAACGGUUCGUGUGUUUAUAUAUUAUAUUGUGUACUAGAGAGCGAGAAAAUUACCACUGCGAAAAUAAAAAGCGAUUUUUAUGAGUUCAGAAAGCAAAAAAUCCCGUGUGUAAUCAUAUGUUUAUCCGCCAACGAAAUCAUAGAGAAAAAAAAUUCUUUGGCUUCGAAUUCUCUUCGUUGCAAAAAUCGUGUGAUUUCUCUCGUUCGAAUAACAACGACGAAACACCGAAAAAAAAAUCUCGAACGCGAUACACACCGAUAGAGAAACAGUGCAAUUUGUCAGGCAGUUCGACAAGUGUUUGUUUUGGACGGGGCGAAUUUUCGAUCGCUUUUGUUUCAUUCAAUUUUUGUCAUAAUCCAAACGACAUAAAAUAUUGACAAAAUAUUUGACGAGAAAAAAAAACAUAAAAAACAAGCGAAAAAAAAAUCGAUACGUAACACUUAGUCACGCGUUGUGUUGCACAUUGAAACGAAUACAAAUACCAAAAAUCUGCGAAACACAAAGAAACAACGAAACAUUUUGAAGAGAGAGAGAGAAAGAAGAAAACAAAUCAAUUUGCGAAGCAUCCAAAUAAAAUACCCAUCAAAACUGCUAAAUUUUGUGGUAUGAACCCGAUUUUCCAGCAAAUAUUGUGUGAUGACAAAACAUACACAUAAUCUGGCGCCUAACAUGAUGUGAAGUUCAAAUUGUGAAUGUGUUCAAAACCUCAUCAAAUGUUAAUGAAGUGUUAAUCAAGACGAAAAAAAAAACCGUUUCAAUGCCAGAAAACCUUAUGAAUAAAAAGAAGUGAAAAAAUCUGAACGAAUAAAAAGAAAGGAAUCAAAGAAGUAUAGAAAAAAAAAACCGUGCAAAAUUUGUUAAUUGGAAAAUCAACAUUAGCAGCAAAAAAUCACCAUAAUUUGUAUGUUUUUAUGAAAGUGCGAUGAAUUUGUCCGAAUAACAGUACUGAAAAGUGAACGAUUUCGGCAAGUGAAGAAAAAAAACCAGCGAAUAAGUGAUUUACAUUGUGAAAAAUUAUCGACACAAAUUGAAAAAAAUAAAAAACCGAAAGAGCGAAAAAAACCAUCGACCUAAUCAAAUUGUCGAGUUCAAUGUGUCAUAAUAACCCAAAGAAAGUGCAACAUUGAAAAUCCAAUAAACGAGCAACAAAAAAAGUACAUUGAAAUCAAAUCGCCAAAGUUAUAUUGCCCCCAAGCGAAAUCCGAGAAAAAAGCACACUGCAUUCUAAGAAUUCGACGAAAAACGCCGCGGCAAACCGAUUUUUUUUGUUGUUGUUGUUCUUUGUUUUCUGCAAAACACACAAACAUAUUCAAAAUUCAGCAUUUACCAGCAUAUAAGCGCCAUCAUUUGUUUUCUAAAGCAAAAACCCGAAUAGCACAAGCUCAGCGCAAAUCAAAUAUUGAACGACAACAUUUUUCGUUUGAUGAAUAUGAAUUGAUUUAUUCGUUCAAUUAAUAAAUCGUAUUAUUUUGGGUUCUCAUGUUCGGUUCUCCGAUUUAUUGUUAUACAAAACUUCGAAUUGCAUAAUAAAAACUCCGGGCCGAAUUCACUCACAUCGAAAAAAAAACGCACAUCCCUAAACAGCAGCAGCAACGACGAAAUCAAUUUUUGUGCGGGCCAUUUGAUUAAUGUGUGUGUAUAUUGGUCUAUUGUGUGCCGUUGAGUGAUUGAGAGAGAGAGAGAGAGAGAAAUUGUGUGUCAUUUUUUUUCAGUCUCUCGAGAAAACCAAAAUAUUUUGCUUAAUAAAAUCAAGAAAAGUUUUUAACGUUGAUUCGUUUUCGGUGUAUUUUUUCCGUUCGAAAUGUUUUAAUUGAGCAAGAAAAAGAAGAAGAAGAAGAAGAAGAAGAGUGCAUGUGUAAAACGAGUGUAUUCAUUUGAAAGAAAAAAAUAUCGCUGGUGCAAAGAAGCAAAACAUCGAACGACAAAUCAACUUUGAAUUAACGCAACUAUACAAAUUGUCUAACAAAACAAAACCAGUUGUUAUUGCUACGUGUUUUUUUUUGGUGAAAGAAUUUAUUCAGAUUCAGAAUUGAUACCGAAAAAAAUUAUGGUUAUUUGAAUUCCAGAAAAAAUUGCAGGAAAAUUUCAAAAGAAAAAGAGAAAUUAAACGAAACAAAAAAAAAGAGAAAGAAGAGAAAAGUGUUGCACUGCAUUAAACUUGACUGAGUUGUUAGUUUUUUUUUCUUUGAUUGUUUUGUUUAUUUGCAAAACUUUGACUUGAUAAUUGUGCGUGAACGGCAACAUUACGGCAACCGCAAACAUGGAUAUCUUACCGAGUGGAAACAUUUUUCGUGAACUGCAAGACAUACACGACACCGGAUACUUUUCAUCUCAAGUAUCGAUCGAGGAUCAAUGGCAACAGACAUGCUACGAAAUGGAGCGAUAUCUAAAAGAUGAGCCAAAAUUGCAAUCGUACAAGAAAUUGCCAACAGAUUUGGAUUCGGCAUGGGAUUUAUUUGCGACACCCGCUCGGUGUCGACUGCUCGAAGAAUUAAACUAUCAUGAGCACAAUUUGGAUUCGCUGUCGACCAGUUCAAUGUCGUCAGCGUGUUCGGGUGUAUCAUGGGACAGUGCAUUGAGCUGUGCGGUCGUUGUGAAAAAGGAGAAAAUCGAAGAUGAUGAAGAGAAUUCCGAUAGCUGUGAAGAAAAAUUAGAAAAUAACUUUUGUAAAAUUCCCAUUCAAAUAAAAACCGAAAUAAAAACAGAGAAUGCAAUUGAAUUGCGACUGGUGGCCCGUGCCACAACCACAUCCACCGUGGCCGAUCAUCAUCAUCCAAAUGAGCUGUUGCCAACGUUAACGCCACCAUCAUCGCCCGAAUCGCAAACAACCACCACACAAACAACGAUACGACCGACCACCGAAGCGGAAUUGGCAUUGCUCGGGCAUCAGGGCCUGUUUAAAGUGGCAUCGGCCACAACAAACGGUACAAAUCAUCAUCUCCCAAGAAGUGCCAUCGUAAGACUCACGACGGCUGGCGGUAAAAAUUCCGUCAGCGUCACCCGUUUCAUUCAAGUCAAUCCAAAUAUUCCAGCGGCUAUUGCACCGCAACCAACACAAACACAAGCACAACGAACAACGUCAAUCAAUACACCAGCAGCAGUGACGACGACCACAACAGCACAAACAAAACAGAAUCACCAAAGACAACAUGACCACAGUCCCGAUUCAAAGCGCCGGAUACACAAAUGUCAAUUUCUCGGAUGCAAAAAAGUCUACACAAAGAGCUCACAUUUGAAGGCUCAUCAACGAACGCACACAGGUGAAAAGCCGUACAAAUGUUCGUGGGAAGGUUGUGAAUGGAGAUUUGCGCGUAGUGAUGAGUUGACGCGUCACUAUCGAAAACAUACCGGUGCUAAACCAUUCAAAUGUCGCCAUUGUGACCGUUGCUUUUCACGCAGUGAUCAUCUUGCAUUGCACGCCAAGCGUCACGUCUAAGCUAGGACCAUCGCGAUUAAUUUGGGCCCGAAAAAAUACGCGUAUCGAGGAAAAGAAAAGGAAGCGGAAGAAUCCGAAGCUGAACACUAACACUGUGUAGAAAUUCCAGUAGAAACCAAAAUCAAGCGUCAAACACUUGAAAAACAUUUAGUAGGAGCUAAUUGAAACAAAUGAGAAGAAAAGAAGUAAAAAAAAACACUAAAAAAACCCACAUAAUGGUUAAUUUUGCGUUUUUAGUUAGUAGGAAUUAUCAUCUACUAAUGUUAUGACAUUCACACUAGAAAAGAAGAUAAAAACAUAAGUCGUAUGGAAAAAAUAAAUGACGACACAGAUAGCUAGUUAAUCAUCACGAAUCAAAUGCGUAAACCGCGUUUGAAUGAAUAAAACAAAACUACAGAAAUCCAUAGCAGAAAGUAGUAGUAAAAACACACACACACACACAACACACAUUUAAGCAUUAAGUAAAGAAUGCUCUACUUGUAGCAGUAGUAGUAAGAAGAAAAUAGCGCCUCAUCACAUGUGAGGGUUAAUGUUCGACUGGUGUGUCGAAUAUGAAGAAGAAGAAGAAGAAAAAAACACACUAUUCCUAGUUCUUUGUCUCUCUUUAUAGCAUAUAUAUUAAUGAUUUUAAUUUUUCACUUCAUUUCUUUGUCUCCCUUCCUUUUUUUACAUAUUUGUUUAUUACCUUGUAAGUAAGAGAAAAAAAAAUAACUGAAAAAAACGGUAUAACCAACCAAAAAAAUGAAUGAGAUGAGAAAAAAACAGAAAGAGAAAGAGUUAUGAAGCCCCUUUCAUACCAAAUGAAUGGUUCACUAAAAUAUUUAAAAAUGCGCAAACAUUUUGUCAUAUUUUUUUUUCGUUCGUUUCCUUCUGUUCGCGACGAACCAAUGCACUUUUUUCGAGGAAAUUGUUGGGUCGUUCUUCUUCUUUUCUAUAUGUAGAAUGUCAAAUAAUAAUGUAUAGUAAAUGUUAUGUUUUCUUUAACCUCCCCCCUCCCCCGGCAGCCAAUUUUCAUGGAAAAUUGUUUGUGAAAUAAGCUGCGGUGUCUGUAUGUCAAGUACUCAUACAAAUUGAUGGUAGAAUGAAAUGGGCCGAUUGAUUUAUUAUAAAUGUGUGAUGAAAUGUAAGAGGAAAUGAAAAAAAUUGGACCGUAGUAAAAACCAUUACUGCGGCAAAUGUCGUGUGUGUAUGAAAGCUAGAUAUGAAACAAAGCGAAACAGAGGAAAAAAUGUUUUUUUGUGUCGUGUGUGAUUUAUGUGUUGCAAAUACAUCCUAGACGCACACGCAUACAUUUCUAUUUUGUUCACAAAACAUUUCUUCUGCUCAAUUGAGAAUUCGAUCAAUUGGCGAUGACGUCAAUUUGGUCGAUUUCGAUCAAUGGCACGUGAAAAUGCAUCAAAUUAGCUUAAACACACACACACACACACACACACACACACACUAAUUCAACGAUAAGUAAACGUAAGCCAAAAAUGAAAAAAAAAUAGUGAAAGAAAUACAAAAAUGUGCAUAGAUUAGAUAAAAAAGAAAUUUUUUUUUUACAGAUUGUCGAUGGAAAAAAACAUUUCCCCCCUCGCCAUGAAAUGCAAUCCAAUGCUUCAGAACAUUUUUUUCUUCCUGCACCCAAACCUUCUUCAUCACACACACACACACAUACACACGCACCAUUUUUUUUUCGUUGUCAUCGUCGUCAAACGUUUUAGUUUUUUUUUCUUGUAUAAAAUAAGAACAUCUAUUGUUUAUCUUUAGUUUUCUGUUCGUUUUCGAUUUUAAGUAAGCAAAUACAAUGGUUUAAGUUCAUUUUUAAUGUAAAUGUGCAUGUAGUCUCUGGUCUCUAUAUGAUAAGAGCUUCCUUUUUAGUUUGUGUCUUUCAUUUUCGUUUCAUCUCUAUUUUUCACAAACAUGUAUAGACAGAGUAUAAUUGUAUGUGUAAAUCAGUUUUAGACAUGUGGCCGUCGUGGUGAUGAAUAACAAUUCAAGCCAUGAGCCGCAACACGCGUUCCAUUUUACAAGUACAAUUUAAGCACACGAGUGGAUUUGGAUGUCGUCACUCUUCUUUUACAUCAUAACAUCAUCUUUUACUGAUUGUUCAGAGUAAGCGCGACUUACAUAGUCAAACGAACUUCGUCCUAAGCUGAAGGAGAUACUUUCUCUUGGACGAAAGUGUGUCCACGUUUGAUAUUGUACUUGGAACCCAUUUAUAUAGAGUUAAAGAGCUUUUAUUCGAGCCAAUUUUUAUGAGCUUUCAUUUAGAGCCAAUUUUCAAUAAGUUACAAGAGAACAUACAACGGCAAACUUUGAAUCCGUUUGCCAUUUCGUGCUAUUCGUUUUUAGUUGAUAUCAACAUGUUUCCUUUUUACAUAAAUUUUUUUCUCUUCAAACCUUCUCUAUUUCCACCUUAAUUAAUGAUCUAUUUGUAAUGUCCACACACACCCACAAACACACCAUUCGUUCGUUGAAUUCAACAAAUAAGAAAAAAGUUUUUUUUACGUCGAUUUGUUUACUUUAUGCACAAAAUUUGUUUUUAAUCGAAAUCGAAAAUUUUGUUAUUCAAAUGCAAUUCGAGAUAUUUGACAAGAGUGGACGCCAGUUUAGAGUGCAAGCAGACAUGAAGGUUCAAGUUGACACUUUUGGAACACAAUUUUGUGUUUUUAAGGUCAAAAGAGACAAAAUUUAAAGUUCCAACCGCUUCUUGGGAGAAAUUUUCGAAUUUUUUUCAUGAAUUUCCUUUGGAUUUUUUGUCCAGAAAAUCUUUCAAAUUUUCUUCAGAAGUUUUUUUUUUUGAUUUUUUUUUUUUUGAACUUUCCAAACGAAUUUCGCUGAGAUAUUCGAUCAAAUUUCUGAAUUUUUCUUCCGUUUUUUUUUCGGAAGAAGUGAACUUCCGUCUAUCAAGAACUUCCCAACGUUUUUCCAUGCAUGAGGAAGCGAUGACCAACGAUUAACUGUAGAGUGAUAGAAAGUGAGUGAAAACAUUAAAGUUAAUUCCAAUGAAUAAAACACAUCACUGCCACAAUAAUAAUAUAAUGAAUUCGAUCACUUCAAUGUUGUAUUUCAUUCAUUUUCGCAAAUUUUGUCUUUUGUACAAUUUUUUUGUCUUUUUGUCAAUGAGAGAUUUUCACUCCUUUGUGGCUGCCACACUCGUACGAUUUGUGCGAUCAAAUCGUUGAUUUCUGACAUGGAAUGAAUGGAGAGAGCCUUUUUAAUGGCAUUCAAUUUGAUUUUGGACUUUCAAGUCCACUUGAAAUGAAAGCGAAGCAUCGUAAUUUUACAAAGAGCCAGCCCAAUUUUUUGCUCCAAAAAUCAAUGGCUGAAUUCAAUUUUUCCAACUGCCCUGUCAUAAGUCAAAUCAUUCCGUGGAAAUCGCUUGUCAAAAUAGUUAUUAUUUUCAUUCGUCAACUUUAGCGAAAGCAAAAGAAAAAAAAGUGAAGAGCAUUUGAUUUAGAUGUUAGGUAAAUUGAUAUGAGCAUUUCUAGUUUAAUUCGCAGUCGAGUGGCUGCAACCAGCAUGCAUUCGAAUGUCCACCAAAUUUUGUUUAUCCUUUGCUGCUCCCUUUUCUUUUUGUUUAGUCCAUUGUAUGUUGUAGAAAUGACAUUCUAUAUCGAUUUAAAAGGAAAAAAAAUGAAAAAUUAUAAAUGCGCCUUUCUUUUAUUUCAUUCUUCUGCUAGUUUAAUAAAUGUUAGAUAUUAAAUUGUACGAUCGCUAAUGAAUUCAUUCGUAUUUUAUGUCAAUGAAUCAUAUGAGUUAAAUUCUAGUGGAUUUUUUUUUGUCUUUCUGUCUGUCUUAUUUUUGACUUUACUCAACUCGUGUUGAUCCACAUUGUUGUGGAACCAUGAUUGAAUAAUCCAUGUUAGUCGAAUGGAUUUAGUAUACUGGUCGUGUGACAUCUUGUGCGUGGGGCUACUUGUGCCACGUGUAUACCGGCCACACACUGCACAAAGCCGAAAAAUAUAGAGCGAAUUAUUUAGAUUAAAUUUUUUCUAGCAUUUAUUGGUUAAUUUUUGUUUGUUUAUUUAGAAACAUGUGUCCUCCCCUCUAUAAACAAAAUAUUUACUGUCAUUGUUUUGUCCACAAUGUAAUCGAGUGUAAUUUAAUGAAAAAAUAAAUGCAGAAAAAAAAAUGAUGUUGGACAAACAAUGACAAAUGACCCUUCUUUUUUGCUUAAAAUUUAUUUUGUAAACAAAUCGAAUGAGAAAAAAAGAAAGAAAAAAAUUUAUAUUGAUUUUCUUAUAGUUCUAUUUUAGAUUUUAUGAAAUAAAAAUUUGUAUUUUUAAAAAUUUGAAACCAA